This is a messenger RNA of Adineta ricciae, 1158 nucleotides long. NCBI's taxonomy places the organism in Eukaryota, Metazoa, Rotifera, Eurotatoria, Adinetida, Adinetidae. The record is from the annotation of a GenBank genome assembly.
AUGGCUGUAACUUGCAACACAACGUUUUCUUGGAGUAUUUUUGAUUACGAAACAGAAACGACUUGUUCUCCGACCGAUGAACAUUAUCUUGAUCGUCUAUUCUUUGCGGUUGAGUCGCAUGACUUACUGGCUAUCAAGUUUUUUUCCAAUGAACAAUUACGAAAUCUAUGUCGUGUUCGUCGAUUUUUCGAUUCGGAAUGGGCAGCACCGGCGAAAGAGCAGCAAACUGCCUACCAACGUGCUUGUUUACUUGGGUACACAAACAUUGUACAGUAUAUGUUAGACGCAGGUGUUCGAAUUGAUCAAUUAUUCUCAUCUGCCAAUACUUCAAAUGUUGAACGAGGUGCAUUUAUGUUUGCUUGCCAUUCGGAUUCCUUGCCUACCGUUCGAUUGCUGUUACAAGCGCUCUCGAAUGAUUAUAUUGAACAUUAUAAAUCGAGGAACAGAACAGCUCUGUGUUCUACUUCCUUUGCAAGACAAUACUUAAUUCCAGCAAGAAGUGAAACCGAAGCACUAGUUUCUGGAGAAAAUGAUUUGGAACGUGUCUUUCCUAUUCAUUUUGCUAUUGCUCGAAAUGAUCUGGAGUUAACACGUCUGCUCGUCACAGGAGCUAAUGGAGAAUUAGACACAAUCAACGAUUGGGAACCUCUUCGACAUGGAGGAUUCACUCCUUUGCAUAUUGCUUGUUUAUUCAAUCGACCAUUAUCCAUGAUCAAAUUGUUGCUUUUUUUUAGUAGAGUCACUGUUAAUCCUAUACUUCAAACAAGUAAUCAAGGAACAUUUGCUGAUCAAAUGACAACAGUUCAAGAAGUGACUGAAUAUAUUCGACCAAAACGGGUGACUAUUUUGGACGAACAGGAAAAGCAACGUUUGAAGGAAUUGGAGGAAAUGCAAUCGGGAAGACCUUAUCAAAUCACGAUUAAACCGCUUUCGGGUCAGACACUCACACUCACUGUCAAUGGAAAUAUGACGGUAGAGGAGCUCGGAGUACAAAUUGAAAAUCAUUGGGGUGUUUCAUCUGACCGACAAAAGCUAUUUUUCUUGGGUAGACCCAUAUACACCGCGCCUAUUUCGGGUUUUGAUGUAUCAUUAACUCUCACUCACUACAACAUCAAAAAGGAUUCACUUCUCCAUAUCAUAUAUCACAAUCCAAAAUAG